GCCAUGGGGCCACCGCUUGGGGCCCGGGUCUUCUGCUGCGGUGGCUGCGCCUUUCCCCGAUUGUUGGCGUGGAGCUUCCUGCUGGCUCUGAGUCCGCAUGCCCCCGGCUCCCGGGGAGCCGAAGCCGUGUGGACCGCGUACCUAAAUGUGUCCUGGCGUGUUCCGCACACGGGAGUGAACCGCACAGUGUGGGAGCUGAGCGAGGAGGGCGUGUACGGCCAGGAUUCCCCGCUUGAGCCUGUGGCUGGGGUCCUGGUACCGCCCGACGGGCCGGGGGCGCUCAAUGCCUGUAACCCUCACACGAAUUUCACGGUGCCCACGGUCUCGGGGGACUGGGGAAACACCGUGCAAGUCUCUUGGUUGGCCCUCAUCCAGCGCGGAGGGGGCUGCACCUUCGCAGACAAGAUCCAUCUGGCCUACGAGAGAGGGGCGUCUGGAGCCGUCAUCUUUAACUUCCCGGGGACCCGCAAUGAGGUCAUCCCCAUGUCUCACCCGGGUGCAGGAGACAUUGUUGCAAUCAUGAUUGGCAAUCUGAAAGGCACAAAAAUUCUACAAUCAAUUCAAAGAGGCAUACAAGUAACAAUGGUCAUAGAAGUAGGGAAAAAACAUGGCCCUUGGGUCAAUCACUAUUCAAUUUUCCUCGUUUCCGUAUCCUUUUUUAUUAUUACGGCAGCAACUGUGGGCUAUUUUAUCUUUUAUUCUGCUCGAAGAUUACGGAAUGCAAGAGCUCAAAACAGAAAGCAG
Messenger RNA from Pteropus alecto (black flying fox), 744 nucleotides. Its product is annotated as E3 ubiquitin-protein ligase RNF128. The transcript is spliced from 2 exons. The record is from RefSeq and is a predicted model, not a curated record. The annotation marks the transcript as partial. Lineage: Eukaryota; Metazoa; Chordata; Mammalia; Chiroptera; Pteropodidae.